Molecule: messenger RNA, 3197 nt
Organism: Ceratosolen solmsi marchali
Lineage: Eukaryota; Metazoa; Arthropoda; Insecta; Hymenoptera; Agaonidae
Gene: Enoph
Product: enolase-phosphatase E1
Exons: 6
Coding region: 241-2280 (679 amino acids)
Molecular function (GO): acireductone synthase activity; magnesium ion binding
Source: RefSeq, a predicted model, not a curated record
CGUUCUUUGGCGCUUUAGUACGCGGACUCGCUUAUCUUUCCUUACUUCUUUGACAAUCUAGUUGUGAACGAAACGGAAGAUUCCUAAUCGUCCUCAUUAUUAUUUCAGACGUAUUUCUUUAUUUGUACUUUAAUAAUAAGUAAAGAAAAAUAUAAGGUUGUAAGAAUUUAUAAUUAAGACUUGAAACUUCAGACAUUCAUUACACAUUUAACCAAGAGUGAAGAGAUAGUGCGCUUAAAUAUGGCUGGUGAGAAGCGCAGUGCUACACAGGCCGUGGAUCUGGCGCUUAAGGAGUCUGCGAUCAUUCUGGAUAUCGAGGGUACUACAUCCAGCAUCAGUUUUGUCCAGGAUACACUUUUCCCAUACGUGCGAGAGUUCUUAAAAAAACAUGUCGACGAAAAAUGGAAUGACGAAGAAUUCAAAGCAGAUUUUUCUAAAUUGAAAGAACAGGCUAAAGAAGAUGAGAAGCAGAAAGUUGAUGGAUUUAUACCAAUUAAAGAAGGUACAGAACACGAAACAAAAGAAUCUAUUGUACAAUAUGUUCUUUGGCAAAUGAAUAAUGAUCGUAAAACUGAUGCAUUGAAGCAAUUACAAGGACAUAUAUGGAAAGCAGCAUACAAGCCAAUUAAGGGACAUGUUUAUGACGAUGUUCCAAAAGCAUUUGAAGAAUGGACAAAUAAUGGUAAAAAACUUUAUAUAUACUCGAGUGGAAGUGUGGAGGCACAAAAACUAUUAUUUGAAAAUUCAAUACAUGGAAAUUUAUUAAAGUAUAUUAGUGGUCAUUUUGAUACUAAUAUAGGCUCAAAACAAGAUAUAGAAAGUUACAAAAAUAUUUUUAAAAGCAUUGGUCUUGAAUCGUCAGAUAUACUAUUUCUUACCGAUGUUAUAAAAGAAGCUGAAGCCGCAAAGGGGGCAGGUCUUUCCACCAUCAUUGUUAUAAGAAAAGAAAAUGCAGAAUUAAGUACUUUGGAAAAAGGUUCAUUUAAAACAAUUGAAUCGUUUUCAGAAUUAACCUUUCAAACCUCCAGCAAGCGUCAAAAAGUAGAAGAUGCUAAUAAUAUAACAGAAAAAAAAGAUAGUAAUUCCUUGGAGGGAAAGUUAGCUUUCAGUGAAUUUGGAAACGAACCUAUGGACACAACGGACAAUUUAAAAACGCCUAUUAAAGAAAUAAAAAAUGAUUCGCAAAUCGAAGUAAAAUUAGAUAAUGUAACAGAAGAAAAAAAGGUACUUAAAGAGUUAGAAAAAACUAUAGAAAAUGAGAACAAAUUGGUACAAGAAGCAAUAUCAGAGGAAAAGACUGUUACAGAUAUGAAGAUGGAAUCUGAUAAAUCAAAAGAAAUUGUAGAAAAAGAUAUAAAUAAACGAGUGGAAAAGACAGAAACGGAGAUUUUUAAAGACAAAUCAAAAAUUGAUAUUUUUAUUGUAGACAAUAAAUCAGCAGAAAUAGAGAACAAAUUAUAUGACACAGAACAUAAAUCUGCAAAAUUAGAAAAAGUAACAGAAAAGACAUUGGAAGAAAUUAAUAUCGUGAUUAAAAAUAAAAUUGAAGAUUCUACAACAAAAGAAAAUAUAUUAGAAAAAGAAAAGAUGUGUGAAACAGUAAUGGUAAAAGUUAUUGAAUCUAUGAUAGAAAAAAGCACAGAAAUUCCAAUAAAAAAAAUUACAGAAAAGAUAGUUCAAACGGUUACUGAAGAAAUAUCAGAAAAAGCAGUUGAAGAAAUUACCGACAAAACAUUAGAAGUUACGAAAAUCGAAGAAGAACCAGAGUUAGAGGAAAAACAAGCUAAUACAGUAGAGAAGAAAUCUACAGAAAACAUAAAAGAAAAUGGUGAAGCUAAGAUUUUUAAAUCCAUAGAAAAUAAAAGCGAUGAAAGCGAAAAUAAAGAAAAUGUACAACGCAUUGAAGAAGCAGCAAAGAUAGAAACAAAAAUUGAAACAGAUAUUGAAAAAGUUAAUGAGUUACAUGAUAAUAAAGAACUAGAAAAUGCAGGAAAAGAUAAAAUAAUUGAUAAUGAAAAAGAGGCGGACAAUAAAGUAAAUCUUGAAGAUGAGGUACCAAAAGAUGUAGAGAGUACAAAAUUGAACGGAACAACGACAAAUAGCGACUCUAUAAAAAAUGUUAUAGAUGAGAAAUUACAUAGUAAUGGAGUUAGCAAGGAAUCAGAAAAAACGAAAGCGAAUAGAGAUGCUGAAGAGUCUACUAAAAUGAAGAAGGCAGUAGCGGAUGGCGCUGGUGAACCUGACGUCAUUAAUUCUCCAGUGCUUACAGCAAUGUCCUAAUCUCGAUAGGAGAUCUUCAUCGUUCAUUUUUUAAGAAGUUCUUCACACAUAAUCCCACUGCUCCCUUAAUCCUUGACAAUUAUCUUAAAAGUAUGAUAGGAAGAUCUGGUGUUUCCCUCAAACCCUUUGUAUUAUAGCCGGGUAAAUAUGUUAUUUUCGACGAUAAACAUACUUUAGUUUAUCUGCGCUGCAUCAUUGUUAAUGUAUACGUUAUUGUUUAAUUUUAUUUACUUUUUUGUUAAAUUAUACAAAAAAAUGUAUGUUUAUAAAAACAUAUCUUUUAUAAUUUUAUAGAAAAGGUAAAUGUUUUUAGAUAAGAUGAAUUGAUUUAAGUUAGUAAAAUUUACGAUAUGAAUUUUAAAAAUAUUGCCCGGCUUGAAAUAAUUAUAAUUGCCCGCCAUUAAACUCUCUCGUAGGAUUCCAUUUUCAUUUUACAGUUUAAUUUAUAAAACGUUUUUUACAAAACGAUAAUAGCUUUUACGUGACACUUUUUAAAUAGAAUUAUUGUUCCUUUGACAAAGAUAUAGUGAUGAACAGAGAGAAAGAGAGAGAGAGAGAGAGAGAGCAUACAGCGUGUUUCAGAUUCGGUUGUCCUUUGGAUUUGUAAAGCAUUGGUUGUGCGGUAGCAAUUGCCAAUUUAAAAUGUUUCUACCAUCAAACAAAAGUGCAUGUAUUUUUUAUUAUACAAUAAUUUCAAAGCAGUAGUUCGUAAAAUCCUAUAUUCAAGACAAAAUAUUUCUUAUAAAUAUUUUUGUUCAGUUAUACUAUUUAUAAAUUUACAAUAUUGAUAAUUUUAAUUUUCAUAUCUUAAUUUAAAGCGAUUAUUAAUCUCUUUAUAGGAGCAUAUAUCCUAAAUUCAGCAAUAAAUUAUUUACUAGACUUUAUGUUUGAUUAGAUACAGCCAUUAUUAUAAUUGA